UUAAUUAGGUUAUUACUAUUUUUUUUUUUUUUUAAAUCUGAUCUUAGAAGCACUUUAAGCUGUUUUAUGUGUGAGCCUACAAUAAUGUAGGCUACAAUUAUUUUUUUGUAUUUUUAAGUUUUAAUUUUGUUUUUCACACUUUCAUUAGUUUUUUCUUUACUUUAAAUGAAAAUGAUAAAUGUUGCUUUGGCAACUAGCUGAAAUAACUUCUUUAAACAUUCUGCUAUAGACCGAGACAAAACAUUUAUAAUAAACUUGUAUGCACUUCAGAUGCUAAAUUCAGUGCGUGCAUAAUGUGCAUUCAGUUUACACAGCCUUAUUUUGUCAUGCUGCAUGGCUACUUCAAAUACUUCGUUUUCCAUGUCCUUUCUGAAAUCAAAUCAUUUACAAGUGCCAGAUGUGAAUCAUGCUCAUUUAUUAUUAUCUUCUGAAUGUUCCUUCACAGCCAGCUCAUGAUGACAUGAAGAAAUGAAUUAAAUGACUUGGAAAGUUACAACAUGUUCACAGACUGGUGAAGACCAUACUGCGCUGUGUUUGUAGGUCGGUUAUGUAGUAACCGUUACGACAACAUUAGCUCUCAAACAGUGGAAAUGCAGGCUGAUUCUGAGAGAAAGAAGAGCAACAGGAUAUUUCGCUUUCUUUCCUCUAGACUUUCCUGUUUCUCUUUACCUCCAGCUUCUGUAUUUCAGUUCUUUCCACCCUGCUCAAGAUGUCUAACAUCAGUGGCAGUCCUCCUCCAUCUGUUUGCAUAUGUACUGAAGUGAAUGCAUUAUGAUGUUCUCUUUUUCUAAGCAGGACAGAAAGUUCUUCAAGGGCUUCUUUGCAAAAGCGGGUAAGAAGGCUGUGCGAGCGGUGCUCUGGGUGUCUGCGGAUGGCCUGAGGGUCGUAGAUGACAAGACAAAGGAUCUCAUUCUGGACCAGACGAUAGAGAAGGUUUCCUUCUGUGCGCCGGAUCGUAACUUCGAGCACGCCUUCUCCUACAUCUGCAGAGAUGGGACCACGCGCCGCUGGAUCUGCCACUGCUUCAUGGCCAUCAAGGACUCGGGCGAGCGUCUGAGCCAUGCGGUGGGCUGUGCGUUUGCAGCCUGUCUGGAGCGCAAACAGAAGAGGGAGAAGGAGUGCGGGGUCACGGCCACUUUCGAUGCCAACCGCACCACUUUCACACGGGAGGGAUCCUUCCGCGUCACCACAGCCACGGAGCAGGCCGAGCGAGAGGAGGUCAUGAGACAGCUGCAGGAUGCCAAGAAAGCAGACUCUGAGGGUGUGUUGGGCAGCUCCUCUGUCAGCGUGUCUAACCCUGUGGUCACCCUCGCUGGACCCAAUGGCUCUUCAUCCUCCCCUCCUCUGCCCAUGGCCACACUGGCCCCUCAGGAAGCCAAUCCUCACGCCAUCCCGCGACGCCACGCACCCGUGGAGGCUCUCGCACGCCAGGGCUCGUUCAGGGGCUUCCCUGCGCUCAGUCAGAAGACCUCUCCCUUCAAGCGGCAGAUGUCGCUGCGCAUGAACGAGCUGCCCUCCACCAUGCAGCGCAAGUCAGACUUCCCCAUCAAAAACACUGUGCCGGAGAUGGAGGGUGAGUGCGACAGCAUCAGCUCUCUGUGCACUCAGAUCACAUCCACCUUCAGUGGGCCUCCAGAGGACCCGUUCUCCUCAGCGCCGAUGCCCAGACCCACCUCCUCACCGCAGUCACCCUCUGCUCCAGUUAACGGUGCAGUUCCUGCAUUCCCGCCGCCUUGUGUCACUGUAACUGCUGCAGCUAACUCACCCGUGCUGCCGCCCCCGCUGCCUGUCCGAGAGACUAACCCCUGGGCCAAGACCCCAAACACAGCCCCCACCACAGCACACAUAGGGAGCGAGUGGCCAAAUUCUGCACCCGCAGCGGGAGCCCUACCCACUGUCAAUGCAAAUCUUUCUACACCUGCCUCCUCUCACAAACGUACGCCAUCGGAAGCCGACCGCUGGUUGGAGGAGGUGUCCAAGUCUGUGCGAGCCCACCAACCCGCUGCCAUCACGAGAACCAACACGCCUCCCGCUCAGCAGCCCUUCCCUGCCCCCGGCCCCGCCCCUAUGGCUCCCGGCCCUUCUGCACCCUUCAUGCCAGGCAUCCCUCCAUCUGCGGUCCCUACCGUACCUCCACGACAGCCGGCAUUCCACGCUCAGGCGCCGGCGUCCUUCCCAGUGUCCAAUGGAAUCCCGUUUGUGCAACCAGCCUUUCCGGUGGUUGGCAUUACACCUUCGCAGAUGGUGGCCAACGUGUUCGGUUCUGCCACGCAAACUCAGCCCAUCCCGGUACCUGUUCAAGUGCCCCAGGCGCAGCUCCAAUCUUCUCCCUUCUCCACACCACCAACAGGCCAGUUUGACACCCAGGUGGUGUGCAGCCCCUUCGGCAAACCGCUCCUACCUCCGGUGACAAACGCCACAGCACUGCAGCCACCGAAAGUCAAUGCCACAUUUAAUGGGGCUAAUAGCUGGGCGGCAGUGUCGUCACCCGCGCAGUCUGUGGCAACGCAUCAACAGGCCGAUGCCUUCGAGGCCCAGUGGGCCGCACUGGAGAGCCGCUCGCAGCAACGCACCGCUCCAUCACCCACAAACCCCUUCUCCACCGAGCUCCACAAGACGUUUGAGAUCCAACUCUAAGGACACACUGUGCACACAAAGCGACUCUGAAGGACAAUGCGAUGGACAUUCAUGGAGAGACCUCGACCCCGCAAACCACUUCAGCUGCAUAUCUCCGUCUUUCGAUUUCUUUGUCUGUUUGUCUGUGUCUGGUUUUUGCUUGUAACAUGAACAAAUGGAGACAAGGGGGUUAAUGAAGAUGCCCCCCAGAAACAAAGCGAGUACAACUUCUGGCAUUUAUGGCGCAUUUAUGUCCAAGAUGAAUUAGAGUGACAAGAUGAUGCUAAAAGAAAUCUUUAGAUGCUCUAACGUUGACCCCGUAUUGUUCAGUACUCCCUCUACCCCGACUAACCCUUCUCACAGCGCCCCCUAGCAGGCUGGAUGACUGCUCCCUACCUGAAGGACGAGGCACUUCACAGACCUUCCGGGUUCACGAGGUUCUUGUAGAACUUCGCAAUCAGAAGAGGAUGAAGCAAGAGAAUGCCAAAAUCUUUAUUUUUAUGCAUUAAGUAUAUUUUAAAUAGCUUUGAAAUUUAACUGAAGAGCUGUAAAUAAUCUUUCCAAAGGUGCAGGCUUAUUUUGUGUGCAUACAGGAACAGAGCAUAUAUAUAUAUAUACAUAUAUAUGCGUGAAGGGACUGUUUUCAUUUCUCAUCUCUAUACAAUUUUAGUCUUCUGGCCAUCAUGCAUAGUUUGGAUGUUCAUCUUUUGUAAAUAGAUAAUCCCUACGGACCCAGACUGGGUUCGAGGAUCUUUAAAUCACACAGGUCCCAGACAAUGUUAUCUGUCUUUCGUGCUGUCAUUUUAACCUUAUUUUUUGUACUAUAGUACGAGUACUUUGAUUUCUAUUGCCUACAUAUCAUGAUAAUUUUUUAGCAAAUUUUUUUAUGAAUGUUAACACUAUUGACAGUGUCAACUGUCAAUCCACUUUUAUUUUAUUUCGAUAAGAAGAUACUCAUUUUAGCACAAGCACUGUACUAAUCGAUCAUUUGGCCACUUACGGUUGAUGUGACAUUGUGGCGUUAGUGAGCUAUGAUGUUCACUGUCUUGAAAUUACCUGUGUUUUCAACUCAACUCAGAUGAUUGCAGUGAAUGUUUUUUCCCUGCUUUUCAUGCAAUCCCAUCAACCCUUUUGUUUUAUCAGACGUAAAGAUGAUUGGUCCUGUUUUUAGGUUUUGAUUCCAUUUUGUAAGUAUUGCAUUGUAUUAUUCCAAUUCUUUACGGAAAGUUUAAUCUAAAAGAUUGAAUAAAACGUUGGUGGUAGAGGAAAGCGGUUCUGUGUGCUUCUGUUCCACAUACAGGAUUCAUGAUUUUCUGUGUGCUCUUGUAUCUAACGUCUGUGAUUGUUUUGCAACUGAGGAUACUAAAUAAACAUUGUCGUAAGAUGUUUGGCCCAUGAACUGCAAGCUCUUGUGUGCUCAAGGAUCUCAAAUGAGCUCGGAGGCGGCAAAUGAGAUGCUGCAGCCUUCUGAAACUAUCCACAGGUGUCACCGUUGAACAACAUCACCUUGAAAAAUGUUUAUGAAUUAUUCUAUUGUAUGAUUUAAUGUAUUUCACCUGUACUUGCACAGGGACGGCAGCAUCAUUUGGGACAGGGACUGUUACAAUAUCAAUAUACCUGCAUAUGAAAUGGGUAAAGGGAGGACUUAAUGAAUUAAUUAUCUAUAAUUGGUCAAGUAUGAUGAGUUGGAAUAAUAAUUAUUCUGUUUUCUGUUGUGUAUUUUCAGUUUAAUGACUAUUAAAUUUUUUCCAGUGUCAUUA
Messenger RNA from Onychostoma macrolepis, 4376 nucleotides. RefSeq names its product NUMB endocytic adaptor protein (gene numb). Gene Ontology annotation, molecular function: cadherin binding. Lineage: Eukaryota; Metazoa; Chordata; Actinopteri; Cypriniformes; Cyprinidae. The record is from RefSeq and is a predicted model, not a curated record. Bases 772 to 2637 code for a protein of 621 amino acids. The transcript is spliced from 9 exons.